Suillus paluster is the source of this 1152-nucleotide messenger RNA. RefSeq lists its product as uncharacterized. The transcript is spliced from 6 exons. The record is from RefSeq and is a predicted model, not a curated record. The coding region runs from base 1 to 1152 and encodes 383 amino acids. NCBI's taxonomy places the organism in Eukaryota, Fungi, Basidiomycota, Agaricomycetes, Boletales, Suillaceae.
AUGAAUGAUACGUGGUGGAGAGCAUGGUCUGCGAAGGACAAUUUUCAUAUGCUCCAUCAGAGUUUCUACUCCAGGGAUGCUGGUCCUGCUUGUCAAGAAGCAAUCUUGAGGGAUCAUGGUGCCAGAUGGUCUAUUCUCAAUCUACUCUCUGGCUGGUUACCAUCGAAGAAGUCAGUGCUCGACUUCAUGCAUUGUAUCUUCCUUGGAAUGUGUGGUAACGAGUCACCAAAACAUUGCUUCAAAGAUAUCAUGAAUGCUGUUAAAUGGCCCAGCCAUGUCACUCAAUUGCUGAAAAAUCUAGGUGAAAAUCAAUCACUCAAGAAGGCAGAUGAGUGGUGUCGUAUUCUAACAAUCACCCCCGUCAUUCUCUGGUGGUCUUGGAGGGAUGUUAACAACAAAUUACCAGACUUGGAGCCUUCUCUUCCACCCAACACCAUUGCCCCAGAUUUCUCGUGUAACCGUUGCUUGUUGUAUCAAGCCAUACUUCAUCUUUGCAUGGGAGUCCACAUUCUGGCAUCCUGCUCAAUCUCAAUGGCUCAGGCUCACACUGGUCAGAGCUUCUUAGCCCACUACUGCCUAGAAUGUCUGCAGCUUCACAUCCCACUCACCAUCAAUCAUCAAGCUUCCAUGCACACAGCCGAAAUGAUCAAGAAAUGCAGUCCAGUAUAUGGCUGGUGGCUCUUUGCAUUUGAGCAGUUCAAUGGCAUGCUGGAACGUGUUCAGCAUAACAGUCAUGACAGAGGACGGAUCGAGUUAACUCUCUUAUGGAACUGGGUACAAGCCCAAGACCGUGGAAGUAUGAUGACACAGACAGCAGUUUAUCAAAGCGAAGCUGCUGAAGACAACAUUAGGUUACCACUCCAUAACGCCAAAUUAAUCAAUCUCCGUGCAUAUGGCUCGCCUCAAGGAGUAUUCUACCCCAUUCUUCUUCAGUACUUUCGCUCUCUAUGGCCUGACCUGAACCUUGUUGGCGAUUUAUCAUGCAAUAAUGGCACCCCCCUUCUAUGUGAACAAGGUAGAACUCAUGUCCCUGUGCAGAUCAUGGCACUAUUUGUGGUCGAUGUUCUCAAUGUCGUUCCUCAUGUUUGUGCGGUGGUGUGGAGAUUAGUUUCUGAUGAUAACAUUCCUGCAAUGCCGUGGGACCUCAAGUAA